Molecule: messenger RNA, 1225 nt
Organism: Mya arenaria
Lineage: Eukaryota; Metazoa; Mollusca; Bivalvia; Myida; Myidae
Product: phosphonoacetaldehyde hydrolase-like
Exons: 8
Coding region: 286-1131 (281 amino acids)
Biological process (GO): dephosphorylation; DNA repair; organic phosphonate catabolic process
Cellular component (GO): cytosol
Molecular function (GO): phosphoglycolate phosphatase activity; phosphonoacetaldehyde hydrolase activity
Source: RefSeq, a predicted model, not a curated record
AUGCUUAUUAGAUUCGAAAUCAGGUUUCACAAGUCCAUAUAUGUCAUAUUGAUCUGAGGAUAGUAGCUUUAUGGAAAACAGUUGAUGAGGGAAAAACAUUUAUAGUUCAAGGAUAACAAGUACGGGAGAUAACAGAGACAAAGUCUCCAGGAUACUUCAAUGUGCACUUGAUGUGAGAUCUCUCUUUUGAGUACGUCUGCACAGUAUUUAUAUGCUUAUAGAAUUGGAUAUCCAGACCAUUGCAUACAUUAUAUUUCCUGCUAUAACUGCUCUUAACAUCUCACUAUGAGUCAGCACUUCCGUUUUAUUCGCCGUUACACCGGGCCGCUGCGGGCUGCAAUAUUGGACUGGAGCGGAACCACGGCGGACAAGUACGUCCUCGCACCGGCGGUUGUGUUCGCCGACGUCUUCGAGAAACACAAGGUCCCAAUCUCUAUGAAAGAGGCGCGGCUCCCUAUGGGGCUCCGGAAAGACCUCCACAUCAAGGAGAUCACGGAGAUACCGGAAGUGAGGCAGCGAUGGAAGGAAGUGUACGGACGGGAUCCAAACCAAGGUGACGUUGACAACAUGUUCAAGGACUUUGUGCCCAUGCAGCUGGGCUGCCUCCGGAAGUACACUGACCUGAUACCGGGAACUGUUGAAGCCGUCAAUACCAUGAAGAACGAGUUUGGCAUGAAGAUCGGCAGUUCUACUGGCUUUGUCAGGUCUAUGGUGGAUAUUUUACUAGAAGAGGGUAAAAAGCAGGGAUUUCAUCCCGACUGCACUGUUGCAGGCGACGAGGUUGUGAACGGAGCACGUCCGAAACCAUUCAUGGUUUAUCGUAACCUUGACUUGUUGGAUGUUGCGACCAUACAGUCAGUAGUUAAAGUUGAUGACACUGUAAGUGGUAUCGGCGAAGCACUAAACGCUGGUUGUUGGGGAGUAGGCGUGGCCAGAUAUUCAAAUUACAUGGAUAUUAACACGUUAGACCAAGAGAGCCAACUGAGUGAAGCUGAAAUCCAAACGAGGCUCGAGCAUUCACGUGACUUGUUACGUAAAGCAGGUGCGCACUACGUCGUCGAUUCGAUUAAAGACCUACCGGAAGUGUGUGCAGACAUUAACACCAGAUUAGCACGCGGAGAAUCACCUUGAAAACAGAAACAUUUUAGAUUUAAUUCAUUAUUCAAUCAAGAAUCACGCUGCCUCAUAUUGAGCGUUCUGCUUUAAUAAAUUUAAUCUAUUCCAA